AUGGCGCCCCAACUACAAGAGUACUACAAGACGGUCGAUUCUCUCGCCGAGCCGUUCAUCGAGCGCCUUCGACAGGCUGUUGCGAUACCUUCCAUCUCUGCGGACGAGGCGAGACGGCAGGAUGUUGUCAAGAUGGGCAUGUUCCUGAAGGAGCAGCUGGAGAGCCUGGGUGCACAUGUGGAAGCACGUCCUUUGGGCAAGCAGCCGCAUAAGGAGCAUUUGGAGCUUCCACCGGCCAUCGUUGGAAGGUAUCCAGCCAAGAAAGACGAGAGCAAGAGGACGAUCCUUGUCUACGGACACUACGACGUUCAGCCAGCGGACCUCUCCGACGGCUGGGCGACCGAGCCCUUCAAGCUCAGCGUGGACGACAAGGGCAGAAUGUAUGGACGGGGCAGCACAGAUGACAAGGGACCAGUUCUGGGAUGGGUGAACGUGAUUGAGUCACAUCAGAAAGCCGGCAUUGACUUUCCAGUCAACCUGCUCAUGUGCUUUGAAGGUAUGGAGGAGUACGGCUCAGAAGGUCUGGACGAUUUCAUCAUGGCAGAGUGUAAGCCGGGCAAAUUCUUUGCCGAAGCAGAUGCAGUGUGCAUCAGCGACAACUACUGGCUUGGUACAGAGAAGCCUUGCUUGACCUAUGGCCUCAGAGGCUGCAGCUACUACUCGAUCGAAGUCAGCGGCCCGGGUCAGGAUCUGCAUUCUGGUGUCUUUGGUGGUACCGCUCAAGAGCCAAUGACGGAUCUGGUACGCGUCAUGUCAAGUCUGGUCGACACAGAUGGCAAUAUCCAGAUUCAGGGCAUCAAAGAGCUUGUUGCACCGCUUACGAAAGAGGAGGAGAGCCUGUACCAGGACAUUGCGUUCACAAUGGACAAUUUAUAUGAGUCACUUGGCAGCAAGACUGGUAUCUUCCCUGACAAGGAGCGCACAUUAAUGGGACGCUGGAGAUACCCAUCCUUGUCACUCCAUGGUGUCGAAGGUGCUUUCUCGCAGCCAGGUGCGAAGACCGUCAUCCCGGCCAAAGUCACUGGCAAAUUCAGCAUAAGAACAGUGCCGGACAUGGAGCCGCCAGAGGUCGACAAGCUCGUAUACACUCACUGCGAGAAGGUAUUCGAGCAGCUCAACUCCAAGAACACUAUGAAGGUCUAUCUUCAACACGCUGGCAAGUGGUGGGUUGCAUCGCCUAAGCACUGGAACUUCACGGCAGCGGCUAAGGCCGUCGAGGAUGUUUGGCAUGUGAAGCCUGAUCUCACCAGAGAAGGAGGCAGCAUCCCGGUGACUCUCACCUUUGAGCAAGCCACUGGCAAGAACGUUCUCCUGCUGCCAAUGGGUAGCUCCACAGAUGCUGCCCACUCCAUCAACGAGAAGCUCGACCGCCGCAAUUACAUCGAGGGUAUCAAGCUCCUUGGUGCAUACUUGCACUACGUCGCUGAGGAGCCGAUGGAGGGUUAG
Lecanosticta acicola is the source of this 1446-nucleotide messenger RNA. The record is from the annotation of a GenBank genome assembly. Lineage: Eukaryota; Fungi; Ascomycota; Dothideomycetes; Mycosphaerellales; Mycosphaerellaceae.